AUGACGGAGAAAGAGACACCCGCUGCAGCCCAUGUGGAGAGGGACGACACCCAAGUUCGAGGCGUGCCUAAUGCGGCCCUCGCCGAUGCCACGUACCGGCAGAAGCCGAAGCUGCUGACCCGGCGCAUGUUCAAGCUGUACUGGGCCCUCGCCAUAGCCACGCUGAAUUCCUGCAUCAACGGUUAUGACGGCUCCCUGAUGGGCUCGAUCAACAGCUACCCCCAGUAUCGGGCCUACUUUGGCUUCGAUCCCAAGGCAGGAACGCCGUCGACGGGUAUCGUGUACGCCAUCUACACCAUUGGCAACAUCGUCGGCUCGUUCUUUGCCGGUCCCUUUACCGAUUUCCGCGGACGUCGCGUGGGAAUGGCGCUCGGGGCACUCUUCAUCAUUGUCGGGACCAUCGUGCAGGCGACCUGCCACAAUCUCGGCGCAUUCAUGGGCGGCCGUUUCUUGCUCGGCUUCGGGGUUGCGACUUCGGCGACGGCAGGACCGGCCUAUGUCUCGGAGAUGGCCCAUCCAGCCUAUCGAGGGGCCAUGACGGGACUGUACAACGUCCUGUGGUUCGGAGGCGGUGUUCCAGGGACGUUUAUUCCGUGGAGGACGGCCCAAAUUCAGGGCACACAGAGCUGGCGGAUCCCGAUUUGGCUGCAGAUGGUUUUUUCCGGCUUGGUGCUUCUGUUCUGCUUUACCCUUCCUGAGUCCCCUCGCUGGCUCAUAUCGCGAGACAAGCACGAAGAAGCCCUGAAGGUGUUGGCUGAGUACCACGGUGAAGGCGAUCGAGACUCGCCCAUUGUGCAGCUCGAGUUCCGAGAAAUGCUAGAUGACAUUUCCAAGACCGGGUCCGACAAACGGUGGUGGGACUACCGUGAGCUUUUCAACACCCGCGAGACGCGGUAUCGCUCCAUGCUGGUGCUGUUUAUGGCCUUCUUUGGUCAAUGGACAGGCAACGGCCCCGUGUCGUACUACUAUCCCCAGAUGCUGCAGGCUGCCGGUGUGACGAGCCUGAAUACGCAGCUGCUUCUGCAGGGACUUCAGAACGUCGUUUCGCUCAUCGGGGCUGUUACGGGUGCGUUGCUGACGGACCGAGUCGGCCGCCGACCCCAGCUUCUGACCGCGACGAGUCUGAUUGUGGUCCUGUUUAUCAUCGUCAUCUCCUUGAACGCCACCAAUGUCGUCAACACACCGGACGGACCGGUGGCCAAGAGCGGCGUAGUGGCGCGCGCGCAAAUCGCCAUGAUCUUCAUCUUUGGGUUUGUCUACUCGGCGUCCUGGACUCCGAACCAAGCGAUGUAUCCGGUCGAGUGUCUCCGGUACGAGUCUCGUGCGAAGGGGAUGGGAAUGAACAACUUCUUCGUCAACAUCGCCUCUUUCUACAACACCUUCGUCACUGGAAUCGCCUUCACGGGCGCGGGGUGGAAGUACUACUUCCUGUUCAUCUUCUGGGACAUCUUUGAGGUGCUGAUCAUCUACUUCCUCUUUGUGGAGACGAGCAAGCGGACUCUGGAGGAAUUGACCGAGAUCUUCCGGUCCAAGAACCCUGUCAAGGCGUCGCUCAAGAAGACGGAGAUUGUGGUGCAUGGAGGCCAGGUUACUGAGGUGCUGCGGAAAGAGGAGCCAUAG
This is a messenger RNA of Rasamsonia emersonii CBS 393.64, 1620 nucleotides long. Its product is annotated as MFS lactose permease. Gene Ontology annotation, molecular function: carbohydrate:proton symporter activity. The record is from RefSeq and is a predicted model, not a curated record. The coding region runs from base 1 to 1620 and encodes 539 amino acids. Gene Ontology annotation, biological process: transmembrane transport; carbohydrate transport. Lineage: Eukaryota; Fungi; Ascomycota; Eurotiomycetes; Eurotiales; Trichocomaceae. Gene Ontology annotation, cellular component: membrane. The transcript is spliced from 6 exons.